AUGUCUCAAUCAACGUCAAAUCUACCACCUCAGGAGCCAAUCCCAAAUCGCCUUCAAGGCCUAGUUGCUAUCGUGACAGGUGCUGCCGGAAAUAUCGGGUUUGAAACAGCACGUCGAUAUCUCUUAGAAGGAGCAAAAGUAACCCUAACCGACAUUGAUGGAUCCAACCUAGUCGAUGUCGAGCGUGCACUGUCCGAUUAUGUUCAAAAUUCGUCUCUAAAAGAUAAAAAUGACUUAAUCCUUACCGUCGCAGCCGACUUCACGAAAGAGGAAGAUGUCCAGCUCGUUGUUGAUAAGACGGUCGCAUUCUUUGGCAGAAUUGAUAUUGCUCUUUUAUGUGCUGGAAUAUCAUAUUCAUCUACAAGUAUCCUGGACACAGAUGUUGAUCAGUACGACAAGGUGAUGCAGGUUAACUGUCGAUCCGCAUUUUUGGGAAUCAAACAUUGUGGCCGAAUCAUGAAAAUGCUCGGAAAUGGAGGUAGUAUCGUUCUCGUGUCUUCUAUUGCGGGUCUACGCGCCACGCCUGGUCUUUCUGCGUACUCUGCAUCGAAAUUUGCACUGCGAGGCCUUUGUAUUACGGCGGCAGCUGAAUUAGGACAAUUUAACAUUCGGGUCAACACUGUUCAUCCGUGUGGCGUGAAUACUCCAAUGUUUAAUUUGGCUUGGUCUGAAGAGAGGAGAAAUAAUAUGCUCUCUACUGUGCCGCUGGGUCGUUGGGCUGAAGUUGCAGAUGUUGCUGCCGUUCUGUCAUUUCUCGGUAGCUCUGAUGCAAGGUUCAUGACAGGAGGAGCACUAAAGGUUGAUGGAGGGAGUGUAUUAAAUUAA
Molecule: messenger RNA, 825 nt
Organism: Penicillium angulare
Lineage: Eukaryota; Fungi; Ascomycota; Eurotiomycetes; Eurotiales; Aspergillaceae
Product: SDR family NAD(P)-dependent oxidoreductase
Exons: 2
Coding region: 1-825 (274 amino acids)
Molecular function (GO): oxidoreductase activity
Source: RefSeq, a predicted model, not a curated record